This is a messenger RNA of Thunnus maccoyii (southern bluefin tuna), 692 nucleotides long. It is a transcript of the gene tmem238a, whose product is annotated as transmembrane protein 238a. NCBI's taxonomy places the organism in Eukaryota, Metazoa, Chordata, Actinopteri, Scombriformes, Scombridae. The record is from RefSeq and is a predicted model, not a curated record. The coding region runs from base 98 to 412 and encodes 104 amino acids. The transcript has 3 exons.
ACACGAAGAAGGUGAACACGGAAGGAGAGGAUAAACUUUAAAAAGCGUGGAAUAAAGAGUUUCACGUUGCAGACUGAACCACAUUAACAAUUUCAUUAUGGGCCUGUGUGAUGGUUUAUCCCACUGUAAACUGGCUCUGGCCUUUGCUGUGUUGAUGGAUUUACUGGGUGGAGCGGCCCUGCUGGUGGGAGUCUUCGCCCCUGUGGAGGUCAAAGGACAAGACUUUGGAGACUUGCUGGUCUAUACUGGAGCCCUGUUCGUGCUGAUGUCGCUGGGCGGAUGGGUGCUCUGGUACAGCGGGAACAUCGAGGGCCUGACGUCCAAGAGGGAGCUGGGACACAUCGGCAGCGCCGUCGACCGUCUGGCUCGCAACCUCAGCCGCAAGAUCCGCACUUACAGGAGCCACCACUGACAAUCCUAAACGUCCGGUGAUGCCUGUGUUUGUCAGUAUUAAUGUUAGAUACAGACAAUCGGUGAAACCACAUGUAACACUGAAAUACGCUGAGUGUUACAAGCAUAUCAGAAACAUUUCAUAAUAGAUUUGCACCUGCUGUUCUGUUACAUACUGUCGUCAUGAUGUUUUAUUAUGAUUUGUAUUUUUAUUUUUUAUAGUGUUUUAGAUGUGAUUAUCAUUCAGUGACGCUGUGAUCUCCUGUUAGAUUUCAAUAAAGGACUUUUUUACACAUUAAAAA